Messenger RNA from Mercurialis annua (annual mercury), 2061 nucleotides. Its product is annotated as very-long-chain aldehyde decarbonylase CER1-like. The transcript is spliced from 8 exons. Gene Ontology annotation, molecular function: oxidoreductase activity; iron ion binding. Gene Ontology annotation, biological process: lipid biosynthetic process. Bases 16 to 1953 code for a protein of 645 amino acids. Lineage: Eukaryota; Viridiplantae; Streptophyta; Magnoliopsida; Malpighiales; Euphorbiaceae. The record is from RefSeq and is a predicted model, not a curated record.
UCACCAAUACCUGCCAUGUUUCCGCCUGGGAAUCGAUUUAGUGGUAGGAGUUCGCCAGGAGGCAAAGAGUUGAAGCAAAUCCUGAAAUAUACAGUUAUGGCUUCUAUGCCGGGAGUUCUCAGCCAGUGGCCAUGGAAGCAUCUCGGAAGCUUCAAGCAUCUGAUACUGGCUCCAUGGGUGAUUCGCCACAUAUAUUUAUUCACGGUUAAAGGAGAGAAAAUGGAUAUCAGCCAUUUAGUUCUGCCAUUUUUGCUGCUGAGAAUGGUGCACAACCAGCUAUGGAUUAGCCUUUCCCGUCACCGGACCGCCAAAGGGAAUAACAGGAUCGUCGACAAAGGCAUCGAAUUUGAUCAAAUCGACAGAGAAACAAACUGGGAUGAUCAGAUACUGCUAAAUGGAGUGAUAUUUUACGUAGGGGGAAUGGUGAUUCCGCAGGCAAACCACAUGCCGUAUUGGAGAAUGGACGGCGUAAUCAUAACAAUUCUGCUGCAUAUGGGUCCCGUCGAGUUCAUUUACUAUUGGCUACACAGACUUCUUCAUCAUCACUACCUCUACUCUCGCUACCACUCUCAUCACCAUUCCUCCAUUGUUACAGAGCCCAUUACAUCUGUGAUCCAUCCAUUUGCAGAACACGUUGCCUAUUUCAUACUGUUCGCUAUUCCAAUGCUGACCACGGUGUUUACCGGAACCGCCUCCGUAGCCGCGUAUUUUGGUUACAUCACUUUCAUAGAUUUCAUGAACAAUAUGGGCCACUGUAAUUUCGAGUUCAUUCCUGAAUUCGUUUUUUCUAUUUUUCCACCUCUCAAGUACCUCUUCUACACCGCUUCAUUCCAUUCUCUUCACCACACCCAAUUCAGAACAAACUACUCUCUGUUUAUGCCCAUGUACGACUACAUAUACGGUACUGUGGACAAAUCUUCAGAUUCCCUCUAUCAUAAAUCACUUACGAGACAAGAGGAAGUGGCUCAUGUGGUGCACCUUACCCACCUGACCACGCCCCACUCCAUCUAUCACCUCCGCCUGGGAUUUGCGCGACUCGCCUCUGUCCCGGAAUCUCCCACAUGGUACCUCUGGUUAUUGUGGCCUUUCACCCUCUCCACUCUCAUCUUCAAUUGGAUUUGUGGCCGCACUUUUGUUCUUCAGAGGCACCGCUUCGACAAACUGAGACUGCAAACAUGGGUGAUUCCAAAAUACAAUACACAGUACUCCAUGAAAUGGCAGAAUGUAUCGAUUAAUAAAAUGAUCGAACAAUCCAUACUGGAAGCAGAGGAAAAAGGAGUGCAAGUGUUGAGUCUUGGACUUUUGAAUCAGGGGAAGGAACUGAAUAGGUACGGAGAGAUAUAUAUAGAGAAGCAUCCGAGUCUGAAAGUAAAGGUGGUGGACGGAAGCAGUCUGGCGGCAGCAGUAGUGGUGGAUAGUAUUCCGAAAGGAACAACUCAGCUUCUUUUCCGGGGAAGCCUCAGCAAGGUUGCUUUUGCUGUUGCCUUUGCUCUCUGCAAGAAGGGCAUCCAGGUGGUAACGACCCUGAAGGAGGACUAUGAGGAGCUUAAAGCCUCUAUUGGAACACAACACUCCAAUAAUCUGAUUCUCUCUAAAAACUAUCAUCUUAAGACGUGGCUAGUGGACGAUAAGCUGAGCGAAGAGGAUCAAAACAAGGCAAGCAAAGGAACCUUAUUCAUCCCCUUGUCCCAAUUUCCACCCAAGAAAUUCAGAAACGCCUGCUUUUAUUAUCCCACUCCGGCCAUGAUUGCUCCUUCUUCAAUCGAAAAUGUCGACUCUUGUGAGAAUUGGCUGCCGAGAAGGGUGAUGAGCGCAUGGAGGGCCGGUGGAAUAGUGCAUGGCCUGGAAGGAUGGAAUGUGAAUGAGUGCGGAAACACCAUCUUCGAUGUGGACAAAAUUUGGCAAGCCAGUCUCCGCCAUGGCUUUAAACCUCUUUAUUAUAACAAUUAUUAGUAUUAUUCUACAAAUAUUUCUGUUGUCCAUGCAUAAUAAUAUCAAGAACAUAUAAUUAACCAGUUAAUCCAAUUACUUUGGAUUAUAAUAUUUUUCUUCUUUGCUGCA